Molecule: messenger RNA, 1524 nt
Organism: Vitis riparia (riverbank grape)
Lineage: Eukaryota; Viridiplantae; Streptophyta; Magnoliopsida; Vitales; Vitaceae
Product: presenilin-like protein At2g29900
Exons: 1
Coding region: 148-1461 (437 amino acids)
Biological process (GO): protein processing
Cellular component (GO): membrane; nucleus
Molecular function (GO): aspartic endopeptidase activity, intramembrane cleaving
Source: RefSeq, a predicted model, not a curated record
CAGACCCUUACCCGUCUACCCAAAGGUCAAGAGGAAACUGGAAAGCUGCAAAUUUUGUGUCUACCCUUCAAACCCCAAACAAAUCUCAAGGACCCAUCAAUCGAAACGCCAUCAAGAAUCAAAAUUGAUCCUAAAAUUGGAACCCCAAUGGCCCAAAACCGAAGACCCAGAAGCAUUAUUGAAUCUCUUGGCGAAGAAAUCAUCAGAAUCAUAUCUCCAGUCUCAAUCUGCAUGUUCCUGGUGGUCCUUCUUGUAACCAUCCUCAACUCCGACACCUCUUCAUCGUCUUCUUCAGUUUCUACCAUAGCAACCAUAGCAUACAGCGAGGACAGCUCAGACUCGACAUGGGACAAAUUCAAAGGUGCCCUUUUGAAUUCACUUGUUUUUGUGGGUGUUGUCACUGUGGUGACCUUCCUUUUGGUCCUUCUUUUCUAUUUGAGAUGCACUAAGUUCCUCAAGUACUAUAUGGGUUUCUCUUCUUUCAUUGUUUUGGGCUUCAUGGGUGGUGAAAUUGCUCUGUUCUUGAUCCAGGAUUUCAGCUUUCCCAUUGACUGUAUUACAUUUCUUGUUGUUUUGUUCAAUUUCACUGUUGUGGGUGUUUUGGCCGUGUUCAUGUCAAAGAUGGCGAUCUUGGUAACUCAAGGGUAUUUGGUGGCGAUUGGGAUGUUGGUUGCAUAUUGGUUUACUCUUCUACCUGAAUGGACUACAUGGGUGCUAUUGGUGGCCAUGGCAUUGUAUGAUUUGGCUGCAGUUUUGUUGCCUGGUGGCCCUUUAAGGCUCUUAGUUGAGCUUGCAAUAUCCAGGGAUGAAGACAUUCCGGCUUUGGUUUAUGAGGCCAGACCAGUGACUUAUCAAGAUUCAUGUCCAGGAGGUGGUGUAGCUCAAAGGAGGGCAUGGAGAGAAAGGAGGGGUGUUGAAUCAAAUUUGAGCGAAAAUUCAAAUAAUUUGGCUACUUCUGAUGUAAAUGUUAAUCCUGAUGUGGCUUCAAAUUCGACUCUUGGGACAUGUUUAUCUGUUGGAAGUGGCCAGCAAGAGACUAGUUUGGUCAAUGCUGAGGAGGGUUGGGUUUCAGAAGGGAACUCAGAGCUUGUUGUGCCAUUAAUUGAUCAUCGAAUUAAUGUUGGGGAGGAUGGACAGGAAGAUUCUGUGUCUACUGAAAAUUUGCCAUUUGAGGGAAUUGGGCUGGGAUCUUCUGGUGCAAUCAAGUUGGGCUUAGGGGAUUUUAUCUUCUACAGUGUGUUAGUUGGCAGGGCAGCAAUGUAUGAUUUUAUGACGGUUUAUGCAUGUUAUCUUGCUAUCAUAGCUGGUCUUGGUGUUACGUUAAUGCUAUUGGCAAUUUAUCAGAAAGCAUUGCCAGCUCUUCCAGUGUCAAUUUUGCUAGGUGUGUUGUUUUAUUUCUUCACUCGAUUCUUGCUUGAAGCUUUUAUUGUACAAUGUUCUUUGAACCUCUUGAUGUUCUAGAAUUAUAACUUAUUUUUAUUGGAAUUACCUAUUGAUGGAAUCCAUGUCUUGUCUUUGUGAUUG